AUGAGUACAAGAAUUGCGAAGAGCCUGUGCAAUGAGCGAGGACAGAGAACUAUAAAUUCAACGGUCGCUGAGGUAGUUGAAGAAGCAAUUAAAAGUCGCGUUGACCAAGGAGAAAUGUCCACUGCGCCGUCGGCGAGAUCGGUUGCUGUUGCUGUGAGUGGCGGGUCCGGCAAGGGUAGCCGGCGAGCUGUGCAGUGGGCGGUGAAUAAUCUCGUCCCUCAAGCCGAUAGGUUCAUCUUAGUUCACGUCAUUUCUCGAAUCACAUCAAUUGUCACACCAACUGAAGAGUAUAUUCCUGUUUCGGAAGCAGACGCCGACGUGUUUGCAGCUUACGUGGACGAUGUGAAGCAAAAAUCUGAACAAAUCUUCGUUCCGUUCAAGAAACUCUGCGAUUCAAACACGAUGGAAACCGUACUGCUAGAAGAUGACAAUGCUGCAGAAGCACUUAUUAGCUUUAUUUCGGAGUCCGGGGUCCAAACAUUAGUGCUGGGUUCUGACUCUUCGAAUUUUAUAACAAGAAAGCUAAAAGGACCUGGAAUACCAACUACCAUUCUAAGAUGUACUCCAGACAGUUGUGAUGUGUAUGUUGUAGCAAGAGACAGAAUUGUAUCGAAGUUGGCUGAUUUGUCAUCUUCACAUUCUCAUGAGACUGGCCCAAGUUACUUCAUGUCUACUAAAGUAAAUAAAGUAGACAAUGAGGCUGGCAUUGGCAGAGCAAUAUCCGGAAUCAGUACAUGCUCAACAGAAUCUAAAAUGCUAAGGAAUUUCAGAUUUUUAUCAAUAUCCGAGCAUAAUUACGUUGGUCUGCAAACAAUUAGUCGUAGGGAUUCUUUUGAAAAUUCUACCAAAAAUGAAAAUCCAGACUGUGGCGAUGAUAUUGAAAUUAUCAGUCUCCAUUCAUUUGAUUCCAUUGCUACUGCACAACGUGAACAGUUAGUCAUGCAAGAAGAAGUCGAACGGCUGCAACUGGAGUUGCAAAAUACUAUCGCCAUGUACAAACAGGUUUGUGAAGAGCUGGUUGAAGCUCAAAACCAGGCCCUUUUACUUUCUUCUGAAUCUCUUGAAGAAACUAAAAGAGUGAAUGCUUCCAUAAAAAGAGAGGAGGUUUUGAGAAAGAUUGCUGCUGAAGAGAAAACUAACUAUUUAAAAGUCAUGAAGGAUCUCGAGGAGGCGAAAAAUAAGUUUGCCAAAGAGUCGUAUGAAAGGCAGAUGGCUGAACUUGAUGUCCUUAAAGAAUCAAUAGAGAAACAGAGAAUUGUUGAUACAUUGAUCUCAAACGACAUGAGAUACAGAAAGUACACCAUGGAUGACAUCAAGAUAGCGACAAACUUCUUUUCUAAGGACUUGAUGAUUGGUGAAGGUGGAUAUGGGAAAGUUUACAAGUGUAAUCUUGAUCACACACCAGUAGCUGUUAAGGUUCUGCAUCAGGAUGCAAUCAACAAGAAAGAGGAGUUUCUGAAAGAGGUUGAGAUUCUUAGUCAACUGCAUCAUCCUCAUAUGGUUUUGUUACUUGGAGCCUGUCCUGAGACCGGUUGCCUUGUUUAUGAAUACCUGGAAAAUGGAAGUCUGGAAGACUAUCUUCUCAACCAAAAUAGAAAACCACCUCUUCCUUGGUUUGUUCGAUUUCGCAUAGUCUUUGAAAUGGCUUGUGGGUUGUCAUUCUUGCAUAAUUCAAAGCCCGAGCCAAUUGUCCAUCGAGAUAUAAAACCUGGCAACAUCUUGUUAGACAGAAAUUAUGUGAGCAAAAUAUCUGAUGUUGGGCUGGCUAAACUCCUAGCAGAAGUCGUGCCUGACAACAUUACAGAGUACAGAGAAUCCAUGCUUGCCGGUACUCUGCAUUACAUGGACCCAGAAUAUCAGAGAACUGGCACUGUCCGACCAAAAUCAGAUGUAUAUGCAUUUGGAGUUAUAACUCUCCAACUAAUAACUGGUCGCCAUGCACGUGGACUCAUUGUGACUGUUGAAGAUGCAAUUAGAAAUGGAUCCUUCCGUGAUAUUUUAGAUACAUCAGCUGGAGAUUGGCCACUAGAUGAGACAGUGGAAUUGGCUCAAGUUGCCCUUAAAUGCACUGCACUUAGGUGCAGGGAUAGACCAGAACUUGAUACUGAAGUUCUUCCACUGCUCGAAAGAUUUUCUAAUGCGGCAAAUGUAAGUGCAAGAAUGGGAAGGAAUAGUGUAAGUGCACCAAGCCAGUAUUAUUGUCCAAUCCUUCAGGAAAUCAUGGAUGAUCCAUAUAUUGCUGCGGAUGGGUUUACUUAUGAGUACAGAGCAAUCAGGGCAUGGCUCAGCAAACACAAUGUGUCACCCAUGACAAAGCUUAAGCUCCAGCAUUCUGUGUUGACUCCAAACCAUACUUUACGUUCUGCCAUUCAGGAGUGGAAUUCAGGAAUGACCUUUUGA
Molecule: messenger RNA, 2400 nt
Organism: Sphenostylis stenocarpa
Lineage: Eukaryota; Viridiplantae; Streptophyta; Magnoliopsida; Fabales; Fabaceae
Source: the annotation of a GenBank genome assembly